Labrus mixtus (cuckoo wrasse) is the source of this 12000-nucleotide messenger RNA. It is a transcript of the gene nova2, whose product is annotated as NOVA alternative splicing regulator 2. Gene Ontology annotation, cellular component: nucleus; cytoplasm. Gene Ontology annotation, molecular function: mRNA binding. Lineage: Eukaryota; Metazoa; Chordata; Actinopteri; Labriformes; Labridae. The record is from RefSeq and is a predicted model, not a curated record. The transcript is spliced from 5 exons. The coding region runs from base 1256 to 2812 and encodes 518 amino acids. Gene Ontology annotation, biological process: regulation of alternative mRNA splicing, via spliceosome; mRNA splicing, via spliceosome.
UCGCUUUCUCUCUCGUGAUGCCUUCACGUGCCGUCGAAAGUAGUGACUGCAACGAUUGCAUGCGUAGAUUUUAUGAUACAAUUAGUAAAAACUUAUUUUUAAUUUCACAUACAAUGCAUUUAUUUUGCACAGAAACUUGCAGACCUGGGGAGUCGUGAGAUGGUGAACGUCCACUUUAAAGUACCCUAUAAUGUAGGCCCCCUAGGUUAAUCCAAGUAAAUGACCUGUUUUUGCUGUUUUUAUAUUUUCCACAACAGAGAAUAGCUUGUUUAGAAAACCAGAAACAGCCCAUUCAUACGUUUAUUUCUCCGAGUAAGUUUUCUUUGUAUUUAUUUACUCAAAUGCGCGGAAACAAGCUGCACUUUUUCCAUCGAACGUGACGAAUCCGAGUUGACGGGUCGCCGCUGAACGCACCGCGAGGCCUUGUGACGUCAGCCGCUCCCCUGCGCUCCCCUCUAGCAGCCAGUCAGAGAAGGGAUGCUCUGAACGAAAGACUGCAGCAUCUUCACCGAGAGAACGAGCAGAGAAAAACGUCUCUUUUCUCCCUCCAGCUCCGCGUCUCCGGACCCUCCUUCACCCUCAGUCACCCCUGGGUGCCUCUUCACGAUCGGAACCAGGACAGAAUAACAAGAACGAAUUUAUAACAACCUACAAAAUAACGCAUCGGAUUUUUUUUUGUAUUAUUGUUAUUAUUGCUUCAUCGACCUUUUUUUUUCUGUCUUUCUUCGGCUGACUUCGCCUCUUUUGUCCCUUCGGUUGUGUAUUUUUGUUUUCUUUAAUUUAUUGUUCCGUCGUCGGCUGUUGCGGAGGAGCGCCACCAUCCUGCACUGCCUGACAUGAGAACGCUCUUUUCUCCGGUUGCAGCGGAAUGACACACAUAUCCUAGCCCGCAUAUCUGAAGCUUGAUGGAAGAUUGACGCUCCAUUUGCACUUUUUAGUAGCCUAGAUCAUCCUCCAUCUGCAGAGGUUUCGGAUUUUUCCUCCUCUUGAGCCGAUCGUCCAGCGUCCUUCUUUCUUUCUCUCCCCUGCGCAGCAUCUCUGUCCGCACAGCGCACCGCGGAGACACACGCAGCUAACGUUCUCCGUCCGUAAGAAACAAAGCGUACUUUUCAGAUUCCGAAAUCGCUUUCGCCUUCCUCUGAAGACUCCUCUGCACGGCUACGCUGCGUAAAAAAAAAAAAAAAAAAAAACACCACGGGAAAAAGGGGGAUUUAAAACGCAAACGCAGCCCAAGCAUCCAAGAGCAAGCUCGAAAAUGAUGGCCGGCGGAGCAGUACAGCAAAACGGGAUUUUCACAAAUCCUCACCAUCAUAAUCAACAACCACACAUGGAGUCCGAUCCCCCGGACUCACGUAAAAGACCCUUGGAGACUCCCACGGAGGCCAGCAGCACCAAACGCACAAACACGGGAGUGGCCUUCCUGCAGCCCAUUUUUGAAACUGAAGGCAUUGUAUUCCCUCACCAAGAAACUGAGACUCAUGAGGAAGGCGAGUACUUCCUGAAGGUUUUGAUUCCCAGCUAUGCUGCGGGGUCGAUCAUCGGGAAGGGAGGUCAGACCAUCGUCCAGCUGCAGAAAGAAACCGGAGCCACCAUCAAACUGUCCAAAUCCAAAGACUUCUACCCCGGGACGACAGAGCGCGUGUGUCUGAUCCAGGGGACGGUGGAGGCGCUGAACGGCGUCCAUGACUUCAUCGCUGAGAAGGUCAGAGAGAUGCCUCAGAGCACCCAGAAGACAGAGCCGGUCAGCAUCCUGCAGCCACAGACCACCGUCAACCCCGACCGCGUCAAACAGGCCAAGCUGAUCGUCCCAAACAGUACGGCGGGGCUGAUCAUCGGUAAAGGCGGCGCCACAGUCAAAGCAGUGAUGGAGCAGUCCGGGGCGUGGGUCCAGCUAUCCCAGAAGCCCGAGGGCAUCAACCUGCAGGAGCGAGUCGUCACCAUCAGCGGGGAGCCCGAGCAGAACCGCAAAGCCGUGGAGAUCAUCGUCCAGAAGAUUCAAGAGGAUCCCCAGAGCUCCUCCUGCCUCAACAUCUCCUACUCCAACAUCACCGGGCCCGUCGCCAACUCCAACCCCACCGGUUCUCCUUACGCCAACUCCACAGAGGUCAUGCCGGCCGCGGCAGCCGCUGCAGCAGCCACGGCUUCCUCUCUUCUGGGCCAGGCCAGCUUGGCGGGCGUCGGCGCGUUCCCGACCACCAUGUCCAGCCUCUCAGGCAAUGAUCUGCUCGCAAUCACCUCCGCACUCAACACUCUGGCCAGCUACGGCUACAACACCAACUCCCUGGGCCUGGGCCUAAACCCCGCCGCCGCCUCAGGCGUGUUAGCCGCUGUAGCAGCUAAUGCUAACCCAGCAGCAGCAGCCGCAGCUAAUUUGUUAGCAUCCUACGCUAGCGAUGCAUCCACCAGCGCAGCUCACCCGGCCACUCUCGGAGGUUUCUCCCUGGGGUCUCUGGCUGCAGCUACAGGGGCGACCAACGGCUACUUGAGCGCCGCGUCGCCACUGGUGGCGUCAUCUCUACUCGCUACAGAGAAGCUCGGAGAAGGAGCGAAGGAAGUGGUCGAGAUCGCCGUGCCGGAAAACCUGGUGGGAGCCAUCUUGGGGAAAGGCGGGAAGACGCUAGUGGAGUACCAGGAGCUGACUGGCGCCAGGAUCCAGAUCUCCAAGAAGGGCGAGUUCAUCCCCGGAACCCGGAACAGGAAGGUGACCAUCACGGGUUCCCAGGCCGCCACGCAGGCCGCACAGUACCUGAUCAGCCAGCGAAUCACCUACGAGCAGGGGGUACGCGCCACCAACCCACAGAAGGUGGGCUAAACCUGACAGCCAAUGAGAAACGAGGAGGAAAAGAGGAAAAAAAAAAAAGAGUGGGGGCUCGGGGGAGGAGUAUAAAAAAAUUGAGAGUGAGAAUGGAAAAAGGAGAGGAGAGCAAGAAUGUCAGAAGGAAAUCGUCCGCGCCGUUUUCUUCUGCGUGUUUUCAGUAUUCUUUAUUAAAAAAAAAAAGUUUUUUGACGCGGAGCAAAAAUGUGCUGAGAAGACGAGGAGGGAGAGGAGCGAGUUGUCACGCUGAAAAACCAAGAAAAAAAUGUGUAACAUGUAAAUAAGGUUUUAUUACUUAACGUCUUGACCUUUUGGGAUUUUUUAUUGUUUUGUUUCUUGUUUUUGUUUUGUUUAGUAAAUUAAGCUGUCUGUUUGUUUGUGUAUUGUGUGGACAAAGCUGAAUGCCAUGUAGACAGGCCGACUGCCUGAGAGGCUACAGGAAGUGAGGGGAGUGAGGGAGGGGCAUGGGCACGGAGGGGGAGGGGAGGAGGGUUCUACCAGGUACAAUCCUCCACCCCCCCCCCCCCACCCCCCCUUAUCCAAAAUCCCUUCCUUAUGGAAGCAAACCCCUUACCCCUCCCUCCCCCUGAAGCCCACACUCACCACCCUCCUGCAGGGUUUUUGUUUUUCUUCUAGAUUUGAUUUGCCCCUCAGCCCCCUCGCCCCACCUCCCCCCCAAAGCCCCCGUCACUACUUGCCCCCCACCCCACCCCACCCCAACCCCAUUUAUAAGGUUUUAUAAUGAGCAAGACUGCAAACUUCAGCCCGGUGUGUGAAGAGAAGGAACGUCCCCGACUUCCCUCGACCACUCUAACACUCUCACCUAUGAUCUCAUCUCCCCCCUCCUCCCCUCUAUUUGGGGGAGGGAGGGUGAGGUGAACGAGGGGGGGGGGGGGGGGGGGUGUUGGCGGGAGAGAAUCAGUUGGGCGUUCCUUCAUUUGCACACACAAGCACACCCGAUCUCCACCCCCCAUUAUACCCCCAUGAUGUAUCCCACAAGCAGUGCAGCGCCGCAGGGGGUGUAAUGACACGUAGUGCCCCCCCCCGUCCCCCGUCCCCCCCUGUCCCCCAUACGCAGCUCUAGUGUUUGAGAUAGACGGCCCCGGCGCACGCUGAUGACCUCACGUAGUGCGAAAACCUAGAAAACGACGAGAGUGAUACUGUGCAAGCUGCGGCAAACACACAGGAUCUGUGGCAUUCUCUGCAUCUGCUGUGAUAAUUCUGUUAAUGAUUUUGUCCUGAUUAUUACGAUAGAAAUCAUCACCAUCGUCAUUAUUUAUUAAUGAGUUCACCCAUAAAAAACUCAGUUAUUUCUUUUUUUUAUCUGUGAAUUCAGGUUGACAUGAAUGUAAAUGAGACUAUUUUUGAUUUAAAUCUUUUUGUUUUUAAUUUAAGUGGAUUGAAGAUGAAUAGUAAUGUCACAUAGUGUAAUAUAUGUCUUAUUUAAGUCCAGUAAGAAAGCCGCCCCAGGCAUUAAGGUCAUUAGAGUGAAGGAUCACCUUCUAUAUAUCCAGUCAGAGAGCAGACCAGGGAACACGAACACACACACACACACAUGUACACACACACACACACUAUAAUGCCAUGUUUGGUGCUAGAAAAGGGAAUUCUCCAUAUCUAUGAUGCAGACUGCAGGGAGACCUCGAUUUUUAGCAAGAACAUAUCUUGAAACCACUCACAACACAGGCUGCUGUGCAGCGUUUUAGCAGCUAUAUUAACCUGAAACCUCCUGUUAUCAUGCUAAGCUAACCGAGCUAAUGCUGCAAAUAUCCCUGCUGUUCUAUAUCUGUAGUGAAAUGCCCUGCUACAGUUUGCCUACAAUGUCAAAUUGUUACAAAAAAUGAAUAAUUGAGUUGAGCUGAGACUCGUUCUCAGAUGAACUGCUACAGCCUGUGGUCUCCAAACCCUAAGAUGAACCACAGACGAGAUCAAGUUAGAGCACUUAAGACUCACUACGUACUACUGAGAAAUGCAAACAUUGAGUCAGAGGAAACACUGAAACUUGACGAGGGAACAUUGUUGGCCCCGGGUGCACUGCUAAAUCUGCAAUCCUCGCUCGUAGAUUUUGCUGUUUUCAGGCAGCGUGCAUAUCAGUCAGGGAGACGAAUAUCCUCACUGAUCUUUGCCCUUAUCAAGCAUCCGUCCGCCUGCCGAUCAGGUAAAGGGCAGACAGGAGAGAUUUCAAAACAUACAUCCAGAGAGAUGAGCUCGUUUCUGCCUCCGGCAAGCUGCAGGUCUCCCAUGGCAACAGGUUCACUGCCCACUGUAGACCCAGGAGGCUGCUGAAGAUGUUUCUUUUGUUGUUUAUUUUUUUGUUUGUUUGGUGUUUUGUUUUUUACAAUCGGAGUACACUGAAUUUUGUCUUAAUGCACUGUGAAGCGAGGGAGCGGCUCUCUCGGCCUGUGAGGUCAGGGACGUGAGCUGUAGUUAUUGGACGGCUUUUGUAUGGCAGGGAUAAAAAAAAAAAAACUAAAAAAAAACACACACAUAUAUGAAAUAUAUGUCGAAUGCAUAUGAAGAACUUCACAAGGAAAUUGACGUAUCAUGUGUGAAUACUGAAGGAGAGUAGGUCGAUGAAGAAGAUCAAUCAAUGAGGUCAAGAGUUUGAGAUCAUUAGAGUCUUCUGUCCUGUGGUCCUGAUAAAGUGUUGUGUAAUGAGAGGGUGGGAUGUUGGGGGAGUGUUAGGUGUCCAGAAGCAGAUUAAAAGAGACUGGAACAAAUUCUAAAUUUCAAUUUUCUAUUGCAGCUGUGUCUUUUUCAUAAAAUUGAUAAUGUACUGUACAUCCAACGAGCAAAAUCCUGGACACAAACUCCAACAGGAGACCAAGUGUGAUGAAUGUAAAAAUGACAAAAAAUGUGGAGGGGGAGCAUUUGAUUUAUUGACCUAAGCAGCCUCGUGAGGGGAGGAAACUCCUCUAAGAUUAAAAAAAAACCAUCAACUUAAGAUUCUUUUGAAACCAAUCCGACCCCAAAGUCCUCUGAAUGUGUCACUCUGAGUUGGAGCGCCAGUGAGGGUUUAUCUCCACAGCUUGGUAAGGAGGCUUCUUUACUCCCAUCUAACACCAUCCACACUCUCCUCACCCUCCCUCCCACCCGUCCUCCAGUGCACUCCCAUCCUGACACCCCCCCUCUCCUCCUACCACAUCGCUCCAUGGGUGACUAUGUCUGGUGUUUACGAUCAAUGCAUGUCUGCUGCUUGCCCCCUGACAAAACACCACAGAUCGAGUCUCGGUUCUCUUUUGGCUCGGAGACGCCCCUGACGCAAGAAUUUCGACCACACCUGCAGAGGAAGUGGUAGCUGAGGCCGCAGGGCACCAAACACUCUUAAUCUGUCUGUAACAUUGAUUUGGAAUACCUUGCUGCACAGACAUAAAAACAUACACAUAUCGUGAGGGAAUAUUUUAGCGUUGAUGGGGACUGACUGGAGCUUUGUUUGAUAUUUAGAGGCAGAGGAAGAAAGUGUGCUUUUGUUCCACUGUGGGGCUGUACUGUGCUGUAAGCAGGGUUUUUAUUCUACUGCUUUAUUUAUCAUUCAUAGAGGGGGAAAAGAUGCUGAGGAUUUGCUUGCAUUUACACCUCUUUCAUCAGUGUAAAUUGAAAAUGUGUUCGUUCUCACUGUUGGUUGUCUACCAAGGAAUUUAUAGGACUGUUCUUUGAACUUUUAACCAGCAUUUCUCAAUAUUUUCUAACAUUUUUAAUGGUUGAACCAACGUUCAAUUAGUUAAAAUGAUUUUGGAAAUAGUUAUUUUUACAUUCUAAGCUUUUGUUAUGUUAUUAUCCUUCAGGGCCGGCCUGCUUUGCAUCUUCUUGAAAAGCCAUAAGGUGCAGAUUAUUAUUUUUAAGAGCAGGUUCAGUUUGUUGCCAAAUUUUCCUGAAGAGCUUCGAGUAGAUAACUUCCUGGUGUGCAGCACAGUACAUGCACGAUGGAAUAACUGCAUUGAAAUCUCUGUUCUAGUUCUCAGCUGAGUUGACGGAUACGGGACAGUUACUUCAUCUCAUGAAUCAAAACUUAAGUUCGAUAUUUCCUGGUUUGUCUUUUUAAAAACAGCCGAUCUCUUUAGUAAACGUACUGUUAGGGGGCUUGAGAUAAAAAAAUGUGACUCGUACUGGAAGCAAUACAUGUAGUGGCAUGUCGUCUUGUCCUGUCUUUAAUCCUCCGUCUGCCGUAGGAGCUUUUUGGACUUACCUGUAGAUGUUGAAUAGGUUUACACAGGUCAAGUUUUUGUUUUCAUUUGUGGAAGAUGCUGCUAUUGAAUAAUAACUGAUGUACUGAAAAUACAAGGUUAAAAACAUAUCGAAACCUGUCCUUUAGCUGAAGUGGCAGUGUAAUACACGCUCAGUGAUAAGCUGAAGAUAAGUUCAUAAUAGUGUCAUUCUAACCUGAAGUUAAACCUGUGCCAAAAUAGGUCUUUAAAUGUGUUGUUUUCCACCACAUUAGAUAAGAGGAGACAUACUUUUAUAUUAAGAAAAUGUGAAAAGUGCCAAAUGAAGCAUAUUUAUCAUUGACAUAUGAAGGGAUUAACCACAUGACGGUUUAUUCAAAGUAACGCUGGAGUCGCCUCAGUACUGCAGUUAGUUUCAGCCCUCUCUGUUCCUGCCACGCGAUGAGGGGGCCGCCAUGUUAGCCGAGUGUUAGCCAGGCCUCUGGGAACUACACGUCCCAGAAUGCAACAGCACUAUGACUCUGGGGCUAGACAAAUCAAUAUAGUCAUAGGUCGGCGUCAUGAUGCUUCAAAAUGUGACUUGAUAGCAUUCUUAAAUACAGCCUUUUAUAGUUAGAAUGAAAAUGUAUUUUGUGGAAAUAGAUGUUAUCUUUUUUGCACGUCUAUAUUGCAUGAUAUCAAAGUGAAGCGUGAACAACAACAACAAAAAAAAACAGGAAAAAAGCAAAGAAACAAAAAAGAAGCGACAAAAAAAAAAAAAAUUAGGCAUUCAAGUGUGUGGCAUUCAUUUUUUCCGGAGACAAAAUCUUUGCAUGCCGAUAAGGGGUCGAGCAUUUUGAUAUUGUUUUAACACGCGUUCAAAUGUUUGUUGUUUUCUCUCGAUGCGACCGCGCUGAGUCCUGGUGAACAAAAUGUUUUUUUCGACUUCACAAACAGAAUAAGUAUUUUGUCUUUUUGACUUGUCUCACCUUCCUCUAAAGGAUUAAAAAAAAAAAAACUCUCGAACAAAACCUAGGAAUAUUUUUGCUACUUGCUGAGCGAGCUUGUACCAAACGUUCUCAGUUGCUGCCAAACUUUAGAGAAACAAAAAAAAAUAAUCAGGAUUGAAUUUCAAAUGAAGACUGAGAUUGUCCAUGAAUGUACUCACCUCUGCAUAAGUUUGCAUAUCACUCCUCUGACCAUGACGUGCAGUAGAGGCUUUCCUGUGUUUUUCCUGUGUUUUUUGUAUUCUAACAUUACUAACCCUCGAUGCGCUGUCUCGAGCUCUGAGUUGAACUCUGUUUUCUGUCCUUUGACCCCCCCCCCCCCCACACACACACACACACACACACACACACUCACACUCACAGCUCUGGCCUGUCCUGUCCUUGAUAUGCACCUUAUUGACCUCAAAUAUAACACGGAGCAUCUCUGGCCCCGCCCGCUCUGUUUCGGCAAAGGGAGUGAGAAAGAGGGAAGAUAAACUCCCCCUCCUUCACCUUCUAUUCCCCCCCCCCCCCCCCCUUAAACACACACACACACAAGUCUGUCUGGGUCUCCCUCAGGCGCCUCGCUGCAGAAUUUGGGACAGAUUGUGUUUUCACUCCGCUGAUAUGCAAUCCAAAGCUCUGAUCUCGGGGAGAGAAACAACAGCCAACAUUGCCAGUGUGUGUUUUUUUUUAAGGCGGUAAUGUUUUGAAUCCUGAUUCCACCCCCGCUCUCUCUCUCUCUUUUUUAUUUUUGUUUUAAUUCGAUGCUUUAUUGGCUUCAGUGUCAAAGAAAAAAAAAGUUUAAAAAAAAAAUUGCCAAAGCGUGUCCACCUCCUUCCUUUUUUAUGCAAGCUCAGUUUUUUUUUUUUUUUUUAAGUGUGGUCAUGUUUUGUAUCCUGACACAAGUUGCCAUAGGAAACGACCCACUUCUUUAAAAAAAAAAAAAAAAACUCCCCAAAAAGAACAAAAAAACAAAAAUUCUCUGCUCCUCCCGACAUGUUUGCACUAAACGUCCUGCUGUUACUGUGCACGGCAGGCCGAGCUGAGGGGGGGUCAGUGUGCGAGACUACUGUAGAUGUGUAGCCUUACUGUAGGUGUAUUUCAAUGUGCAUGCUCCUCUCUCUCUCUCUCUCUCUCUCUCUCUCUCUCUCUGUCUGCUUCAGGUCGCUUCUUGCUCGUGCUGUCUGUGCUGACACGUAGCUGGCUAGCCAUGUUUUCUUCUUCUCCUCUCCUUUUUAAUUUUUUUUUUGAAUUGUUGUGAUGUGUAGAGGAAUGCAAACUUAACUCUCACCAGGUGACCUCAUCGCUUCUCAGUGGGUGUGGCUCUCUUUGACAUAGUCCCCUCCCCCCUUCUCCACCGCCACCUCCACAAACCCACUCUCACCCACACCCACCACUGACCCUCCCCACCUCUACGACAUUUUAUGGGACCCCUCUCUCCCCCCUUUUUCAACCACCCCCCCUUCCUCCCCCCCCACCAACUCGGGCCCCAUCGAAGCACCAGCAAGUGUAGACUGCAUUUGUCAUAUCACUGUUUUUCUGUUCCUUCUUCUCGUUCUCUGUUGGUUUUUUUUUUUUCCUGGUUUUUGAUUUGUACUGUAUGCUCUGUCUAACCUAUAGACCAGUUUUAACUAAAUGCCAUUUCUGUGUGUAGCCUGUUUACCCCUCCCACACACACACACACACACACACACACACACACACACUCUUCCAUGCCCUCUUUUUUGCACUUUCACUGCCCACUCCUCCUCUUCGCCCAAAAACAUACACACACACUUUCCUCCUCCACCUCCCACGAGUCUCUUCUCUCUCUCUCUCGAGUGCCAAAAUAGAACAGAGAGGAAGUAACAAAAACAAAAAAAAAAAAGACAACAACAACAACAACAACUACCAUUCCAAGCGUUUCUUUGAGUUGUUCUUGUGUGUCGGACAUCCAUCCUGGAAGCACCCAUGAAGCCAGCAUGCUCCGCCCUCAUAACAUGAUGUCGCUCAUGACGCCUCAACUUGAACAGCACCUUGCCCCCCACCACCACCACUCCUCCUCCUCCUCCUCACCACCCCCCACAGAGCUAAACCCGACAAGGAUUAACCCUUCUGCAGGUUGGCUACCUACCUACUGUCCUGCCUCUCAACCUACCUAAAAAAAGCCCCACCGCUCAUGCCAGCUGCUUUCCUAAUCUGUCAUCUCUUCAGCCUGUGGGACUUCAUUGAUUGUGUGCCAUAGUGUUGGGGGCACCUUUCACUCUCCUCACCCCCCCCCCCCCCUCUUUCUACCCCUCACCCCUUUCUCUCUCUCUAUCCCUCCCUCCCUCUCUCGCUCUCGCUCCAUUUGAUUUUUCUCGAUGGGAAAGAUUCAAAAACUCCAUUUUCUAAUGAUGAUUUUUUUUGUUGUCGUUUAACAUCCAAACCACGCACGCCGACACACGCACCGCCCCUGCGCGGUGGUGUGGGGAGUGUUUUACGCACCGUCAGCUGCGCAGCCAUCCUCUGUCUUCUUGAACUUUUUUGAACUUUCACCCCCCUCAUGAACUUUUAUUGACCUUCUUCCUCCUCCUCCUCCUAUACCCCCCUUCUGUGUUCAUCCAACUGUUUGGACGAUAACUCUCAUUCCAUCCCCCAAAAAACCCUCUCUGAGACUGUGCAAUGCUAGCUGAUAUGAUUGGAUUUUUUUGUUUGUUUGUUUGUUGCUCAUCAUUGGGGACAAUUCUCUGAGAUAUAAGUCGGAAAAAAAAGAACAAAAAAAAAAAACAUGAAAGGAAAAAAAAAAAAAAAAACAUCCAAAAAAAAGAAAUGCAGACAAACAAAAAAAAGAAAAAAACACUAAGCAACUGUUUCUCCACAAUUUCAUUUUUGUUCUCUCUCAUUGUAAAUAUUCUUGUCAGAUUUUUUGCCGAGCUGUAAAGAGAGAAGUGUUGAGCAGAAAGGGGCCGGCAGCAUAAAGAGGUACUAGUGGACGCGUGGACCAUCACUCUUCAUCCUCUGUAUCCGAUAGUUAGGUCUGCCUGUAUAAUCGGCUAUGCUAGUUCUACUGUGUUAACCUGUGCUGUUGUUAUUAGUGUUGAUUUACCUACUGUAUUCGCUGUUUAGCUUCCUGGUUGCCUAGCAACUCUUUAGAAACCUGUGCUCAUCGAGUAAUAAUUCUAACCUUGAGAAGUAGUCCGAGCCAUUCUCAACGUAGGCUUGUUUUUGUACAUUUGUUGAUGUUUUCCUAGCCGUGAGUUGUAGUGGCGCUAGUAUCUUUUAUCAUCAGCCAUAGUUAUUGAAAUUGCUUGGUCGUGUUAGAUACAUAUCAUCGUGGAAAACGGCUCGACUCGGCUCCUCCAGGUUGGAAAAAAAGAAACCCAGGGAGGUGGACUGAUUUCUUUAAAAAAACAAACAAAAAAAAAAAAGAAUACAAAAGCUCCUCCCGGGCUACAAAAUGAGGACGCUGAGCUGCUAACUUUUGUGCAAUACAGUCCUAGUUUACAUCACAUGACAUGAUAGUUUAGAGACGACUAACGUCUGCAGGGGACGCUCAAACAAUCCCGUCCGACUGCAGAACCCAAACUUGUGACAUAUCUCAUAUAUGGCCUGUACAUCCGAGACAUUUUGAAAGUAUUACCGUGAGAUUCGACUUCCACCAUUUCACCACAUUGCUCUGAGCUCCACUCUUGAUUUAUGCUGCCUGCCCCAUCGCCCUGAGAACACCACAUGAGCUAUUUAUUUCUCAGACUAUUAUUAUUAUUAUACUAUUAAUAAAUAACAACGCAACAAGAAAAAAGGGAACGACUGGAAAAAGGUGAAUUAAUAUUAGUAUUGUUUUGUUUUUAUUUUUUAGUAUUUUAGUGGUUGCUUUUAACAACAUUCAUUAACUGACUUAAAGAGUAUUUGAAUAUUUAAUGUAAUUGUAGCAUUGUGUUUGUAAAGAGAAAAAAAACCUAGUGAGUUGUGUUUCUUGACUUGUGGAUUACCAGUGAAGUGGGCAAUCUAGUGCUAAUAUAUAUGAGGUCUUUUUUUAAGGAUUCUUAUUUUGCGACAGCAACAGCAGUCAUUAUAAAUGUUCAUUUUAGCAUCA